This is a messenger RNA of Lottia gigantea (owl limpet), 477 nucleotides long. RefSeq lists its product as hypothetical. Lineage: Eukaryota; Metazoa; Mollusca; Gastropoda; Lottiidae. The annotation marks the transcript as partial. The transcript has a single exon. The record is from RefSeq and is a predicted model, not a curated record.
ACAUCACCCAACCUCCGUAUAAUACUAACAUCACUCAACCUCUGUAUUAUACUAACAUCACCCAACCUCUGUAUCAUAUUAACAUCACCCAACCUCUGUAUUAUAUUAACAUCACCCAACCUCUGUAUUAUAUUAACACCACCCAACCUCUGUAUUAUAUUAACAUCAUCCAACCUCCGUAUAAUACUAACAUCACUCAACCUCUGUAUUAUACUAACAUCACCCAACCUCUGUAUUAUAUUAACAACAUCCAACCUCUGUUAUAUAUUAACAUCACCCAACCUCUGUAUUAUAUUAACACCACCCAACCUCUGUAUUAUAUUAACAUCAUCCAACCUCUGUUAUAUAUUAACAUCACCCAACCUCUGUUAUAUAUUAACAACACCCAACCUCUGUAUUAUACUAACACCACCCAACCUCUGUAUUAUACUAACACCACCCAACCUCUAUAUCAUAUUAACGCCACUCAAAAUUUAA